CAGAGGGGCUCAGGUGUCCCGUCGCUGUCGCUCUAACCUGCCGGAGCUGUUGGGCUGCAGGGCCGCGGGGAGGACGACCUGAAUGCGCGGAGAGGGGCUGAAAUGGACUCGGUGGGCUUUGAGGACGUGGCUGUGAACUUCACCGCAGAGGAGUGGGCUUUGCUGGACCCGCCUCAGAGGAAGCUCUACAGAGACGUGAUGCUGGAGACCUUCAGGAACCUGGCCUCCGUGGGUUCUUGCUCUCAAGUUAAAACGAGUAGAUCAAGUGCUCAUUGGGAUAUUUUGGAGACUGGACUAUGCAGUGAAGAGAAAGUAGUAAGAUUCACAAGAAAUGAUUCCAGGUCUUUUUGGGGAGAAAACUGGGCAUUUCAUAACAUGCAAGAUCAGCAUCUAACUCAGGAGAGGCGUUUGAGAAAUAAUUUGGUGGAGAGUCUCUGUGAAGGUAAAGAAGGUCAAGAAGGUCAUCAAUGUCUAGAAACCCUGAACCAGAUUAUAGAUCUUACUGUGCAUGAGAGUUUCCGGACUGGAAUUCAGCCCCAUCAAUGCAUUAAGUGUGGAAAAGCCUUCAGGGAUCAUUCUUUCCAGAAGAAUCAGCAAAGAUCUUACCCUGGACACAAACAUUAUCCAUGUGAAGAAUGUGGGCAAGCCUGCAGCUGUAUCUCGUGCCUAAGCCCUCUCAGGGAAACAGACAUUGUAGAGAAACCCGAAAAACAUCAGGAUGCUGGGAGAGCAUCUAAGAGAUGCGUGAAGAGUGACAGUAGUAAACAGUCUUUAGAGUGUAAGAAGUCUGGAAAAGCUCUCACUUGUCCCUCAUCUUUUCAGGAACAUGAGAGAGGUCAUUAUGGACAGAAAAUCCACAUGUGUGAAGUAUGUGGGAAAUCCUUCAGUUAUUAUUGCCAACUUGCACGGCAUGUGAGAACUCACACUGGAGAGAAACCCUAUGAAUGUAAAGAAUGUGGGAAGGCUUUCACUCGCAUCUCACACUUCCGAGAACAUGUGAGAAUGCACACUGGAGAGAAACCCUAUGAAUGUAAGCAGUGUGGCAAAGCUUUCAGUUGGUGCACUUACCUUCGAGAACACAUGAGAACACACAGUGGAGAAAAACCCUAUGAAUGCAAGCAGUGCGGCAAAGCCUUCCCCUAUCUCAAAUCCCUGCAAGGACAUGUGAGGAUCCACACUGGAGAGAAACCUUAUGUGUGUAAGGAAUGUGGGAAAUCUUACAGUUGUCCCAAAUACUUCAGAAAACAUGUGAAAACACACAGUGGAGUAAAACCCUAUGAAUGUACAGAAUGUGGGAAAGCAUUCAUUACUUCCUCAUCCCUUCGAGAACAUAUGAAAACACACAGUGAAGAGAAGCCCUAUCAGUGUCAGCAGUGUGGGAAAGCCUUCAGGUAUCCCAGAUCCCUGCAAGGACACAUGCUAACCCACAGUGAAGGGAAGCCAUAUGAAUGUCAGCAGUGUGAAAAAGCCUAUAGGUGUCUCAUAUCCCUGCAAAGACACAUGAAGACACACACUGGCGAAAAAUUCUGAAUAUAAAAACUAUGGGAAAGCCUUCAUUCUCCCUUAAAAUCUUAUAAAUGGAGCAGUCACAGGAGAGAAACAUUAUGAACGGAAAGAAUGUGGGGAAACCUUCAGCACUUCACUUAUUUUAUACUUGAAAACUCAGGGUAGAGAGAAAAUUUUUUAAUAGAAAUAAAUAUGAUUUUUCCUUUUAA
Messenger RNA from Eubalaena glacialis (North Atlantic right whale), 1715 nucleotides. RefSeq names its product zinc finger protein 77-like. The record is from RefSeq and is a predicted model, not a curated record. Bases 103 to 1530 code for a protein of 475 amino acids. The transcript has 4 exons. Gene Ontology annotation, biological process: negative regulation of transcription by RNA polymerase II. NCBI's taxonomy places the organism in Eukaryota, Metazoa, Chordata, Mammalia, Artiodactyla, Balaenidae. Gene Ontology annotation, molecular function: DNA-binding transcription repressor activity, RNA polymerase II-specific.